Messenger RNA from Tyto alba (common barn owl), 10939 nucleotides. RefSeq names its product highly divergent homeobox (gene HDX). Gene Ontology annotation, molecular function: DNA-binding transcription factor activity, RNA polymerase II-specific; RNA polymerase II cis-regulatory region sequence-specific DNA binding. The transcript has 10 exons. NCBI's taxonomy places the organism in Eukaryota, Metazoa, Chordata, Aves, Strigiformes, Tytonidae. The coding region runs from base 1603 to 3696 and encodes 697 amino acids. Gene Ontology annotation, biological process: regulation of transcription by RNA polymerase II. The record is from RefSeq and is a predicted model, not a curated record.
ACGUUCCAGAGUGGUGAAGGAAAUGUAAUUACAAUGUGGAUAGAACAUGAACUGCUACUCAACUAUUAAAGGACACUCUAGGACAUAUUUUAUCUUGCUGCUGCAUGGAAAACCAUAGACAAACCUUUAGGUGGCCAGAAACAGAGUUAAAUAUAUCAGAAAUCAGUGUUUAAUUUUUUAAACAGUAUAAGUAACUUACUGUAGUUUUAAAAUAAACAUACACGUUGACUGCUUUUCUCCUCCCUGCCUAUAAAUAACCAGUAGCAACUCUUUUCAGUCCUACAGAAACGUUUACCUGUAGUUCUGAUUAAAGUUGUUGCACAAAAUUAAUCGCCUGUUUUAAUAUUUUAGCAUUGUGACUGACAGCGUAAACUAUUCAGGAUAGGGACAUGACAUAUCUAGAGGCAUUGUAAUUAACACAACGAGGCCUCAGAUCCAAUUCAGGCUUCUUGGUGCUCCUACAGCCGAGCGAAUAAAUGACUUUACAUGAUUUCUAUCGCAUAAUCCAUCAGUAUGGAUGAGCGGUACCGGACUUCCCGCUUGUUUGUUGACUAGGUAUCCUUUUGGAUGGAAAACCGAGCCCGAAGGAGGGCUGGCAUUGAUGCACCUGGUGGUAGCGUGCCCCCCGUCAUGGCCCAGCGUGAGGAGCGCGCAUCGGUGCUGUGGUGCUGGUGCAGCCACUGCUCCCAGCCACGCACUGGUGAGGCGUCCGGCCCCCGGGGGGGCACCAGCCCUGAGCUGCCCACCUGAGGAGACCAACGUUUCCUUUCUUCCCACACCAAAGGUUAUUCACCCCAAGCAAUAAAAAGUUCAUUUCUUGACUGCCAUAACGUUCACGUGAAUUGAAAUCCCUUUGUGGGGCUUUUCAGAUUUUACCAGACACACCUACUCAUCUGCUCGGAGCAGCACAAUAGAAAUGUUGUAAAACACGGUAAAUUUUAUUUAGCUGGCUAUUCACUGUUUCUUUCUCUCUGAAAAGGCGGGUAUCGCUUUACGCGCACACUGUAGGCAUCUCCACGGUACCCACCAACACCCACGCACAGGCGGGGACGCUGGACGGGCCGCCGAACUGUGGGUGCCCCACGCCCCGGGGCAGGUGAGCUCCGGGAGGGCAGGGCCGGGGGGGCCGCAGUGGGGCAGAGCUGCCCCGGGCUGAGGGCGGCGCGGCGGGGCCGCUCCCGGCGCCGGGGGACAGGCCGGGAGCCGUCAGGGAGGCCGGCGCUGAGGGCGCUGAGGGAGCGGCGGGCGCGGAGGGGCGACCCCCGCCGCUGAGGGGCUGCGGGGCAGCGCGGCGCUGCCUCCUCUCGCCCGCCCGCCGCCCGGGGCGCUGAGGCGGUGGCCGAGGCGGUCGCUCCCCGCAGCGGCCCCUCGGCCCGGCGCAGCCCGCAGCGCGCGCCCCCCCGGGCGAGGGGCGGGGGCGAGCACUGUCCCGGCCGGCGCUGAUCUUACGCUCCCAUUGGCCGCUGUCUGCGCUGACGUCACGAUCAUGAUGAGAAUUAAUGAUCGGAGGCGCUGAUUUCAUUGUGUGACGCCGGGACCGACCCAGCCGAAACCGGCUGAAUCCGGAGCCCCGAGCCCCCCGGACCAGCCCCGCACAGCACGAUGAAUCUGCGUUCUGUAUUUACUGUAGAACAACAAAGGAUAUUACAGCGUUAUUAUGAAAAUGGAAUGACAAAUCAAAGUAAAAAUUGCUUUCAGCUCAUAUUACAGUGUGCACAAGAAACUAAACUGGACUUCAGUGUAGUCAGGACGUGGGUUGGCAAUAAACGAAGGAAGAUGAGCAGCAAGAGUGCUGUAGAAUCUGGAGGCACUCCCCCAGGGACUGUCUCUACUACUCCCUCAGUACCUCCAGAAGCAGCAGUUAGAAAUGUGGUAAAUAUUGCUCGAUCCCAAAGUCAGCAGUCUUCUUGGACCUCUUCUAAUAACGAUGUAAUAGUUACUGGUAUAUACAGUCCUGCUAGUUCAUCCGGUAGGCAAGGAUCCAGCAAACAGACAAAUGCUUCAAUGGCAGAAAUACAUAAAACCUCUAUUCCACGACUGCCAGGAAAAAGCGAUACAGAGUUUCAGCAGCAGCACAUCCCUAUAGGACGACAAGUACCCCAUUGUAAAAAUGCUUCCCUAUUAGUAGGGGAGAAGACUAUUAUUUUAUCUAGGCAAACAAGUGUAUUGAAUUCUGCGAACUCCAUAUACACUCACACUAAAAAAAGCUAUGGUGGUUCAUCAGUCCAGACUGCAGAGUUGGUGUUACCUCAGAAACCCAUGAUAUGCCACAGACCCUGUAAAGCUGAACCCGUGGGAUGUCAAAGGUUACAAAAACCGGAACAUGCAGCUCUCGCAUCGCAUGUGCCCCCUGGACAAAGGGCUAAUACCAGGGACCCUUCUUGUAGCACACAAAACCUGGAAAUCCGCGAAGUGUUUUCUCUGGCAGUUACAGAUCAACCUCAAAGAAUUGUAGGAGGAAGCGCCGUGCAGAAGCAUUGCUCAGUGGAAGGCAGCUGUCUGUCCAUCGCAAUGGAAACUGGAGACGUGGAUGACGAAUAUGCUAGAGAAGAAGAACUGGCAUCCAUGGGAGCACAAAUACAAAGCUAUUCGAGAUACUGUGAAAGCAGCAGUUCUGUUCGAGUAGAGAACCAAAGCGCAGCCUUGUCUGGGCCAGGAAGAAAUGUGAGCUGUAGUUCACAGAUGGUGAAUGCCAGGGACGUGCCUGACAAUAUUCUGUAUCAUAACAGAGACUACCACUUGCCAGCACGGACCUCAUUACAUACAGCAUCCAGUACAUUAUAUAACAGUGCUAAUCCAUCAAGAAGUACCUUUUCUCCUCAUUUUACAUCUUCAAGUCAACUGAGGCUGUCACAAAACCAAAAUAAUUACCAGAUUUCAGGAAACCUUACUGUGCCUUGGAUUACAGGUUGUUCCAGGAAAAGAGCAUUACAGGACCGCACACAAUUUAGUGACCGAGACUUAGCUACCCUAAAGAAAUACUGGGACAACGGCAUGACCAGCCUGGGCUCAGUCUGCAGAGAGAAAAUUGAAGCUGUGGCUGCAGAAUUAAAUGUUGACUGUGAAAUAGUGCGGACUUGGAUUGGGAAUCGAAGACGGAAAUAUCGUUUAAUGGGGAUUGAGGUCCCACCCCCUAGAGGAGGUCCUGCUGAUUUCUCUGAUCAAUCUGAAUUUGUUUCUAAAUCAGCACUUAAUCCAGGAGAGGAAACUGCUACUGAAGUGGGGGAUGAUAAUGAUAGGAAUGAUGAAGUAUCAAUCUGCUUAUCUGAAGGAAGCUCACAAGAAGAGACAAACGAAGCUCUUCAAAAUGAAGAAAUCGGUCACAAAGAUGAUGACCAGAAUCCAGUAUCUACUGAUAAUGUGAAAAUAGAAAUUAUAGAUGAUGAAGAAAGUGAUAUGAUAAGUAAUUCUGAAGUGGAUCAAAUGAGUUCUCUUUUGGAUUAUAAGAAUGAAGAAGUCAGAUUCAUUGAGAAUGAGUUGGAGAAUCACAAACAGAAGUAUUUUGAACUACAGACGUUUACUCGGAGUUUGAUACUUGCUAUUAAAUCAGAUGAUAAAGAACAGCAGCAGGCACUGCUCUCAGACUUACCUCCUGAAUUAGAAGAAAUGGAUUUCAAUCAUGCAUCCCCAGAGCCUGAUGAUACCUCAUUCAGCUUGUCAUCUUUAUCAGAGAAAAAUGCCUCAGACAGUUUGUGAUUUAUUUUUUUUUAAUUGACAAAAAAGAAACCCCACAUAAUGUGUAGGUUUCAAGAGAACGACAUUUUGCUAUCCAAUGUUCUUCAGUCAAAAAAGGAAGCCCAAGGUUAAGUAAACUUUCCUGAAGGAUGACUGUAGUAUGUCACGGCUACAGUUUGCACUGUCAAGAAAUUCUGAAUGUUUUUGGUAAAUGAAAGAACUGUGUGAGGAAAGGUUUCACUUUUAGCCAUUUGGCCUUGAUUAGGAUAAUUUCUGACUUUCCAGAAUAACUUGCUCUGUAGCAGUCUUUUUGAGCAGGGAUCCAAGAGUGGAAAACAAAUGUCCUGUUAUACAGACAGCUAAUUCUUCAGAGUUGCUUGCUCACCAGUCCUGUUUAUUAUUUUUUCCCCCAUUUUUACUCAGGUAGGUGGACUAAAAAUUUGGGAUCCAAAUAGAAUAAUGGGCUUUUUAUGAGUUGUGCUUGAACCCUUUUGAAAAUCUGAAAUUAAACUGAAGUGUUUUUCAUUAUGUGACUUCAGAUUGUUGAAUCUUCCAUUUUCUGACCAAAUCAGCUGAAAAAACUUUGAUAGGCUGACUGAAAAAUUUGAAUUAUCGUCAAUAAAUUAUUAACGUAAAGAAGCAGUCAUAAGUGUUGUAACAAAUUAGGUGGAUUUGGGAAACCUGAUAGCUGCAGAACACAACUUUCUGAUUCUCUCACAGUAGCAAUGGGAUUAGAUGUUUACACUACUAUUUAGGGUUUUAUGAAUGUAGUUACAGUUUUUAUUUGUCAAAGUCUGUAUGCUAAAGUUCUGUUCAUUGUUUCCAGUAUUGGUUAUAUAUUUUUUCACAAACUCCACUCCAUUUUAUGAAGACACUGUCAUAAAUCCACAGCUGUCAUUGCAUCCUGAAAAAUAUUCAGGUGUUUGCAAUUGAGUUUUGCAGAUCUUCUAAAUGUGACCUGUUUUUGAAGUAACCCUGUCUGACAAAUUUUUUGGCAAAUGCCAGCUGCCAUUUCUAAACUGUGAGCUUGAUUGCAGGCAGUGGCUGUAAUGAAUUUCUUCUUUCCCAGCUGUUGUUGACAUUGAAUCCCUUUACUCAUCUGAUUAAAUAGGUGUGCAGAUACAUUCAGAUAAAUUUAGUAGCGCAUGUAGGUGCAUGCCCAUAUUAUUGAUUCUCUAUGACUUCUAAUCUGAAUAUUCCUCAGCAAGCGUUUUUGAAACAGAUACCUUCACAGUCUGGUUAAAAGCCUGAUCUUUCAAUUUUAUGCCAAAUAAUAAUUGACUCUGGUGAAUCCUUAUUCAUGCAGUACAGUACGUAAUCACCUUAAUUUCAGUGGGAGGUCUAAGGCAUAGCUCAGAAAAUCCAGGGUGUUGGGGAAAUAACACGUCUUUUUUUCUUUAACACUGGGAUUAACUCAUGAUUUUAGUUUUUUUUCAGUCUGGUCUGUUCCUCCCUAAUCACUUCUAGAGCUUUAUUUUUUUUAGUAUUGGUGGUGAGCUCUGUUCUUUCAGGUUUUUUCUGUCUCUGUCUUUUGGCAUGAGGAGCUUUUCGCAAUAUUGUUAAAUGCCAGGUGCAGAAAGGAUAGUAACGGUUUUAAAAUCUGUUUCAAAAAACAAAACCAAACAGUUUCACCGUUCUGACUACUAUACAAUUCAGUUAGUUCCCAAAAGACCUCUUACCAUCUAUUCUACAGAGUAACCCCACAAAAGCAAGCUGUUGGGCCUGUAUUUGAGUUCAGGCAUUAAAACUGAGUGGAAUCCCAGGAGAGAGGGAAGGCACUCUGUGUAACCAGGAGGUAAGUGGUAGGCUACUCAACUUGUCCCUGCCUGAGCUGAAAUGUCACAUCCUGGGUGGCAGACACGUCCUUACAGCCUUACCCAUAGGAGGAGCAGUAUUUUACAUGCCUGGUGAAAUGACCACCAAUCUAAAAUUAAGGUUUGAGAGCAAAGGCCACAAUACUAUCUUUCAAACGUAAGAUAAAGCUCAACUGUAAUUCUGCUCUCUCUGAAAAAUAAUUUAUAAAGGGUUUUCUCUACUGGGUUAACAAUGCUUUCUAUUACUGUUCUCUCCAGAUAGGAAAUUUGUGCCACUGACAAUGAAACCACUUGUUUUCUGUGAGCUUUGCUGAAAUAAAAAAAAAAAACAUAGUGCUGUGAUUUGGCACUAUUUGGACCCUAUUUUCCUGCUGCUUCUACUUAAAUUCACAUGACAAAAGGCAGGAUACUCUUAAUAAGAGUUCUUGAUUUCGUGGUGAAUUAAGUCAUCCACCUUUAUCUAAGAUAAACUUGAAUUGCUGAUUCAUAUUUUGCUAUGUCUUGCUUGCUAUUUCAUAUGCCAAGCAAAUUGAAGGAAUUAGUCUUGAAUCAACUACUCCCAGAUUCAAGCAAUUCUCUAAGUCCCUUUUCUCAAGGAAGCUGGAAUCCUCUUUAGGAUGUGCAGCUGAAACUCCAGCUGCAGCCAACGCCCCCGUCAUCCCCAGGGGCGUGUUUUUCUUUGGCCCUUUUCUCUUGUAGGGUGACAAGACAAAACAUAGCAAAGUACUUAUGUUUUCAUACCCUGAAACACUUGACAAUAUUACAGGAUAUUCAGGAAGAAAGAGUAUAAAUUGUAUUCCUGUAUAACAAAACGCUCUAUAUAGGAUAAUACUGUACAGCUCUUCUGCGGGGUUUUUUCAGUAUCAGUGUAUAUUUCCUGCCAUAUAAAAACCAAAAAUUUUAAUGAUAUAUUACCAUUACUGGUAUUUGAAACCAUUGCAGCAACAAUAGUUCUGCAGUACAGUGGCUGAGGAGCAGCUUAUGAGGUCAUGUAACAUAACGCUUAAUCAUCUUUGAGAGUUACGAAGAUGCAUACCCAGGUAUCGCACUUCAGCCUAGCACUGCACAUGUGCUUUGUAGUUUGGGGGGGGGAGGGGUUGUUUGCUUGUGUCCCUAACAGGCAAUGCAAUGUGCUAAUUGAGUUUGCAGAUUGCAUCCUGGUCCGUGUGACUCAUUCAGCUGGACCUUAGAACAGUAUGAGAGAAUCGGGCAUGUUCCUUUCCAGCUUCGUCUCAGUCGUACUGACAGACAGGCGUCGCGUUCGGAUACGCGGUCACCAGGACACUCGUUUCCUGAUGAAACCCUGAAAGUUCCUCAGAUGAUGGAAAUCCCAUGUGUAGGCCCAUGGCACGAUAAGAGCUGGUUUAAGGUUAUUUCUUCUGUUCGUAGGAUGAUAACAAAAGCCCACAUUAAGUGCUAGUUCUUCAUUUGCAUAGAGUUUUCAUGACAUAUAAAGCUAAUAUCGUGUUGUGUAACAAUGACAGAAAUUAGCCCCCCCUGCUAUUUUGGUGGUUUGGCUCUGUAAUACGAAUAACUGCUGCAGCAGAAGUGCUACAUACUGAUGUUUUUAUCAUCUUUCUGCUUUGUCCGUGAAAGAUGACUUCCCUGGCAUUGUUUAUUCCUAAUGCAUCCAUCGGAACGUGAAUGAUGAAGUAUGUCUGUCUGAAGAAACCAAAGUGGAAAAAGGUAGUUCAGAAGAGACACUUUAAACCAGAGACAGGACUCUCUCUCUCCUUAGGGAGCAAUGAAAGUCUUUGAUGCUAGCAAGCUUGCUUAUAGUUAAGCAAGCUGUUUCCUGAAGCUAUGCCUCCUUUCAUUUCCCUGCAGAUGAUGCUUCUGUCAAGUCUAUAGGUCUAACAGAAGUGAGUAACAGUAAAUAUUCUAAUAGUUGAAAUUUUGGCAGAUUUAAAAGUACACAAAUAGAUGUACCAUACAAGUGUCGAUUUUCUUGAGUGCUUGGUUCUUGAAGCAGCACUGCACUUUAAUCUUUCCAAGUAUUUCUUUUUCGCUAAGGCAAUAAAGUCUGAAAAUGACAAGCAGAUCGUGGGCUUUGCAGUCCUCUGAGUAAAAAAAGGAAGGUACCAGUUAUAUCUUCGUCUUUUUAAAUUGGGAAGUAGCUUAUCAAUUCCUUUCACCAAACAGAGACAGCUAUAUCUACUGUUGUGGUUAUACAGUUGAAAGGGUAGGACAAAUCAACAGUAUCGUGCACAUCCUUAUUCUGGAAAUGGAAAUUACUGCUUAAAAUCAACCAGCUAUCUGAUUUGGGAUCUCUGUUGCACUACCAUGUUAGUAACAUUAAAAAGAAACUCAUGCACAGCACUAGCUUUUCCCUAGGUACUCUAGUCGUAGCUGACUGUUGGUCUCAGGAUACUGAUAGCAUAAGGAAAGACAAUAAUAUGCAUAAACAGAAUAGCACAGAAUAUCUGAAACAUGAAGAAUUCGUAACUUUUAACGUUACAACCAAAAGCUUGAUUUACUACCUCCAGUCCCGCUGCCCAGGUCCUUCAGGUCAGACAGUGAACUACGGAGCUGCUUUAUGUGUCGGAAGGACUGGCAGCUGUUUAACCUUCAACUUGCAUUUCAAAUUCUGCCUUUUCUGCCCCAGAUCAUCAGAAGGUCGAGUAAAUUGCUCAGUUGUGAGAUGCCCGAUCAAAGUUAGAGGGUGGUUAGUGAGAAAGCUCUAGCUAGUUACUAGAAAAAACAGAAGCUGAUUUAUGGAGUUUGAUUUCUCUACCCAAUUAGUAGUUUAGUACUGUGGCCAAAUGCAGAAUCUUAAAAGUUGCAAGCAAAAGAAAGAAUAAGCAGUACUACAAAACUGAGUUUUUCUAUGGCAGAAUAGGGGUUUAUUCUGACUAAAGAGUAUUUAUUUGUCUCUGAAAGGCACCAGCUGACAUUUUGGUCAGAAGAAGACAGACACAAAUGGGGCAGAAACUUGGGCUUGUGGUGGUUGCUCUUGUUUUUUAACAAAUAAGCAAUCCUCUUCAAUAAAAGAGAUGCUUAAGAAUGUUCCCGUAAGGAAAAUGGUUUCAGGUCAGUGCUUUGGUUCUGGUGAACAUUUUACUGUAUUACUGAACUAAGUCAAUAAUUCUUUACAAAUUCUGUAUUACAUUUUACACACACUACCUCUGAAACAUGACACCACCUUUAAAAUCACACAGAAAAUGUGAACUUAGGCAUUUUUUUUUAACAUUUUAUAGGCAAUAAAUUAUUCCAACAUGUAUCCUUCAAUUUUGUGCUUGUUUUUUAGUUAAGUGUGAGGCAUUCACUUUUUUAUUUUAGUACUACUUCUAUGUAUUUGUCUUAAACACAGUAUAUGGACAAGGAAAUAAUAAAGAUGUGAUAUUAGGGAGAAAAAAAUUAGCAUAUGUUAGUAGUAGUAUUUCUAUGAAAGCUGAAGGAUGGUGUAGUAAAUGGGCUCGCUGUGCUAUUUUUGGUACAGUUACUUUAAGGAAUGGAUAUUAUCCUUUAUUCUGGUACUAAAUGAUUGUUGUAACAUUUCUCAAUACAUCAUAGGUUAAUUUAUCAGAACAGUCAAUAAGUCUCAGCAAUGUAAUGAAAAGGAAUAGGAUUUUACUUUUUCUGAGACAUAACAGUUCAUAAAUAUGUCCUCAUAUUUUUGUCAGCUAUUGUUUCUUUUUUUGCAUAACUAUGUAUAAAUUCCUUGCAGAAACAAUUUUGAUUUGCUUGUAAGCAAGUACUAAAUGAAAAUGAAUCAGUAGCAAGCUAAGGUUUAAGUGUAAAUGUAGAUCAUGUUUUGUAGUCCAGUUUCAUCUUAAAAGAGUCCCUAUAAUUUCCCCCUUUGCAUCUAUGUCUCUGAAAUAUGUGAGGGGAGGUUGACAGAAGGUUCAAGCCCCUUCAGCCUGGGGAUAGGGGAGGGAAGGAGACACAAGGAGGCAUCUCGGUUGAAUAGCAGAAAUUAAGAUCCUGGAGUUUUAUCCAAGGAAAUUACAAUAAAGUAAAAAAAAGUUCUAUACCUUGGAAGUCAAGAUCUUCUACUUUGUCUUCAAAUUUUGUGAAAUACAGUUCAAAAAGUAAUAGGCAAAUCCACUGAAUUGCGUUGGGGAAAACUCGUAUUCUCAAAUGAAAAUUAUAUGAUUUCUAUGAUUAUUUCUAGAAAUACUGAGUGUGUAUGAAUACACAUAUGCAUAUUUAUAAUGUGCACAGAUACACUGAACUUGAUCAUCAUAUGUGUCUACAAAGGUAUUUUCACUUAAAAGAUUAAUGUAAUUCUUCUGAAAUAUAUUUUAUUUGCUCUCGUUUUUAUGUCUUGCUAUAUAUUGAUUACAUGGUUUUGAAAUUUAGUCAAAUACAUCCAUACAAAUACUGUUUAUAGUUUAAUUCCUUGCAAAACUGGUAACUUCUAGGCUUGGAAAUUUAUUAAAAUGCCCAUAAUAAUGGUAUUUCUAAGUCAUCUUGGCAAAUCGAAAAACUGCUGUAUUUAUGAAGGGGUAAUGAGUCUUCUGCUAUGAUAAUUUCUGAUUUAGUUUCACUAAAGGUAUGAGUUUGAUUAAAAAAAAAAAAAAAAUCCGAAAGUUUAAAUACUAUUGUAUAACUUCAAUGUUUUCCUUAGACUACAAAACAUAAGAUAAUUGAUGAUCUUAAAACUUGUAUAAUUUCUUUCUGGGCUGAUUCAUUACACUUUAUAACCUGAGUGUAUUACUGAGUUUCUCUGUGAAAGUCAAUAUUUAUAUUUCAUUUUUAUUAUUUGUAUCAGUAUGUGUAGCAAAGAAACUACUACAGAUCUUAAACUGAAGUACCUCCACGUGGUCCAGGACAUAGGAUCUUGGUUUAUUUGAAAGAUGGAUGCCUAGUGAAAUACUCCAUACAUUUGUAUUGAUUUCUUUUUUCUGUAUAUAUAAGGGUAUUUAUAAUUUUGUGUUAACAGAGUCAUCAUGAGAAAUGCUUAUUUCCUUCUUUAGAAGCCUGCUCAGCUAUUUUUAUAUAAAAUGUUGGUCUUUGCCUUAAUUUUUUUUUGUGAAAAGUUGUGCCAUAGAUAUUUUAACUUAUCCACAGAUAGUUUACAAAAUUUGCUUUCUCUUAGUUAACUAUUUUUUUCCCCAAAUUGUUCUAAAUUGUUUUCUCCUCCAAAUGUGUUGUUUUCUCCUCCAAAUGUGUCUCAAGCUUGUUUUGCCUUUUUUUUUUUUUUUUUUUAAGUUUGGAAGAUACAUUCGUAUGCAUGCUUUGGUAGGUCAAGUUUUUCCUCUGUAGUUUAUUGUUUAUAGUUUAGCAAAACCUUUCAUUGACAAAAAAAAAAAAAAAAACAAAAACAAAAAAACAACAAACUGAAGUAAUGCUUGUACAAAUGUAUCUAGAAUGGCCCAAAUGGUCAGAGUAAAGGGCUAUUUAGCAUUGGUAAAUUUGUCUACUAGACUUUCAAUGAUAUUUUUUUACGUCUGUCAAGUUUGGGACUAUGGAGAAAUGAAAUAAAGGUUAACUAACUCCUUUUCCUA